GAUCCUAAUGUGUAGCCAGAGUCACCUUUUCUCUAGGCUUAUUGGAGGCGUAGUCCCUCCUAGCAACCUCUCAUCUGCUGGAAAACAGAAUCAAGAGAAGGAGAAGCCGUGAUGACACAUCGUCACUGGAUGAAAAUAUUAGGGGGAAAGCAAUACAUGUACUAUCCAUGCAGAAAACCUAUUAAUGUCCUCUUCAGACUAAUGAAAUGAAUGUUUCAUCAUGAGAGAGCAGCUGUGAUCGGCCGCUUCUACUAAUGAGGAGUAUUUGAAACUAUCUGCAAACCACUGCUACUCUUAAUUGCCAAGCAACAUCAUUGACUUUAAUCUAGGUAAAUGUUCUCAUUGUUGGCUGGCGAAAGACAACAAAGAUUCAGAUUCAUAUAUUGGGCUCUUCUUUGCUCAAAAUGCUGUUAGGUUUCUUGUGUUCCUGUUUUUCUCCUGCUAGUACAGAUCCAUGGCAUUUCAAACCUUUUUUUUUUUUUAAUCAAAACUAGUGUCUUUUUUUUUUUUCCUGCCGGCAAUUGAAACCAUUUUGAGGUGGAUAAUCUCAGUCAGGGGCUUUGUCUUUUGUGUUUGUCCUGGAUUAACAUGAGCCGUUACAAUGGACCGGAAAAACGACCUCUGUCUACAAGUGCCCUACGGGUAAAUAGCGAACCGGAGAGGUUCCAGAGCCCAGGGCUCUGCAGUUUCUGCGAGGGCAGCGUGGGGUGCGCGCAGAGAUUGGAAGGGGAGACGGGAUUGGGAGGGGGGACGCGAAGAAGGUGGAGAAUCGGCAUCAUGUGUGUUCCUCGACUGUACAACCCACAUUUGAGUGACAAUUGACGAGGACAACCUAUAAAAAAUAGCUAAGCGCAAACCUACCGGAAUCCAUCUCCCUCUCUGUGCAUGUGCGUUUUCAACUAACUUUGGGAACUCGUGUAGACCUGGCAUCACGCCCUGCGAAGCUUCGCCUCCACCUUGGUUUCCCGCAUCCUGCCUGGCCUCUUCGGUACCGCCUCUUCCUCCAGGCUAAGGAUGGAGAAUCCCUUCAGCCUCUCAACUCUGUGGACGGCGCCCAACCUCUCCGUACCCAUCUCUCUGGGGUGGGGUAUCAACCUGACUUCGGGACAGGGAGCCUCAGCCCUGGGGCCACCGCCGUUGCCGCCCGGGCCGCUCAGCCGCCUGGUCUUCCUGGGAGUCAUCCUGGUAGUGGCCGUGGCCGGCAACGCCAAGGUGCUGUGUCGCCUGUGCGGUGGCGGCGGACCCUGGGCGGGUCCCAAGCGUCGCAAGAUGGACUUCCUGCUGGUGCAACUGGCCCUGGCCGACCUGUACGCGUGCGGGGGCACCGCAGUGUCUCAUCUGGCAUGGGAGCUGCUGGACGAGCCGCGUCUGGCCGCGGGCGACAAGGCGUGCCGCUUGGUGCAGCUACUGCGGGCAUCGGGCCAGGGCGCCUCCGCCCACCUCGUGGUGCUCAUUGCCCUAGAGCGCCAGCGCGCCGUGCGCCGUCCGCAGGGCCCACCGCUGCCCGCGCGCGCCCUCGCCACCCUGGGCUGGCUGCUGGCGCUGCUUCUGGCGCUACCCCCGGCCUUCGUGGCGCGCGGCGGAGCCCCGUCACUGCCACCUGCCGUGCCCCCGGCCACCCGCGCCUGGCCGGGACAACGUCGCUGCAGCGGCAUCUUCGCGCCCCUGCCGCGCUGGCACCUGCAGGUCUAUGCGCUCUUUGAGGCCGCGGCGGGAUUCGCGGCUCCGGUCGCGGUCCUGGGGGUCGCUUGCAGCCGCCUGAUCUGCGCCUGGUGGCAGCGCCCGCCCCAGGCCCCAUCGGCUCCGGCGCCCAGGUCGGCGAGUCCCGGCCGAGCCCCAGCGCACAGCGCGCUGCCCCGCGCCAAAGUACAGAGCCUGAAGAUGAGCCUGGGGCUGGCCCUGCUGUUCGUGGGCUUCAAGCUGCCCUACUUUGCUGCCCGGCUGGCAGCCGCGUGGUCGUCUGGACCCGUGGGAGAGUGGGAGGCCGAGGACCUUGCGGUGGCUCUGCGCCUCGUGGGGGUGGCCAACAGCGCUCUCAAUCCCUUCGUCUAUAUCUUCUUCCAGGCGGGCGACUGCCAGCUCCGGCGGCGACUGCGGAGGCACCUGGGCGCUCUCUGCGGCGCGCGGGAGGGAGUCGUGGAGGACGACGAGGGGGCCCAGGGCCACCAGGCUCUCCACCGCCACCGCUGGCCCCAACCCCAUUAUCACCACGCUCGGCGGGAGCAGCCAAAGGAGGGCUACUUGCGCCCACCCCUGCCGCGCCUCCGGCCACUGCCCUGCUCCUGCGAAAGCGCCUUCUAGGUGCUCCAUGGUCAGUGACAGAUCCUCUGUCGCCGCUGCGCAGCCUCCGAGGAUCACGAAGCGGGCCAGGGUCUAUCUUAUAGAUCACAACCGACAGG
Hipposideros armiger (great roundleaf bat) is the source of this 2399-nucleotide messenger RNA. It is a transcript of the gene GPR150, whose product is annotated as G protein-coupled receptor 150. The transcript is spliced from 2 exons. Bases 1015 to 2301 code for a protein of 428 amino acids. The record is from RefSeq and is a predicted model, not a curated record. Gene Ontology annotation, cellular component: plasma membrane. Gene Ontology annotation, biological process: G protein-coupled receptor signaling pathway; cellular response to hormone stimulus. Gene Ontology annotation, molecular function: peptide binding; G protein-coupled receptor activity. Lineage: Eukaryota; Metazoa; Chordata; Mammalia; Chiroptera; Hipposideridae.